This is a messenger RNA of Serpula lacrymans var. lacrymans S7.9, 564 nucleotides long. RefSeq lists its product as uncharacterized. Gene Ontology annotation, cellular component: P-body; Lsm1-7-Pat1 complex. NCBI's taxonomy places the organism in Eukaryota, Fungi, Basidiomycota, Agaricomycetes, Boletales, Serpulaceae. The transcript has 5 exons. Gene Ontology annotation, biological process: deadenylation-dependent decapping of nuclear-transcribed mRNA. The record is from RefSeq and is a predicted model, not a curated record. The coding region runs from base 30 to 440 and encodes 136 amino acids. Gene Ontology annotation, molecular function: RNA cap binding.
ACCACUACUAAGAAACCGCACCUCUAGCCAUGGACUCCCUUAUUCCAUUUACAACUUCCGGUUCACUGGUAGAUUGUGUGGAUAGGAAAAUGUUAGUGAUUUUGAGAGACGGGCGCAAACUUCAUGGUGUCUUGCGUUCCUACGACCAGUUUGCUAAUCUAGUUCUGGAGGAUACCGUAGAGCGACUGUAUCAUGAAAACACGUUUGCUGAGAAUUGGCAUGGUAUAUUCGUCAUUCGUGGCGAGAAUGUUGUCCUGCUGGGCGAGAUUGACCUCGAUAAAGAGGAUGAUAUACCGUUAAACCAAGUGCCUUAUACUAUUUUAGAGUCAUACCACCGCAGUAAUAUCACAAGUAAGAAAUACCGGGACGACAUCAAAGCUCAAAUAUUAUACGAACAGAAAGGGUUUUGUAAAGAAGGCGGGGAGGGAGAUGGGUACUGAAUUGAAAUUUUAGCCACUCUGCCCCUGAUCAGUGUUGAUGACGGAUAAAGCAAAUCUUGAAUUGUAUUCCGAAGUUUCAUUUCUUUGUUGGCAAGUUCUAAGAAUAUACCUUUAUUGAGCUCUC